AUGUGCAGUGCGGUGUCAGGAGUGGUGUAUAAUGUUACUCGUUGUUUCUUGAUACAAGGUAUCGAAGUUAUAAUCAUGGAUUUUGGACACCCACCACCAAAUUUGGCCAUGCCGCCGCCCGGCAUGGGUAACAUGGGGCCGCCUUUGGGCCCUCCUGGUCGCAACAACAUACGCCAUAAUUUUAGACCUUAUAAUUAUCAAAUGCGCUUCCCACCUCAAGGUCCAUUAAACAUGACCCAAGAUGAUUUCGACGGUAAACGUUUGCGUAAAUCAGUCAUGCGUAAAACUGUAGAUUAUAAUUCUUCUAUUAUAAAAGCCCUUGAAUGUCGCGUUUGGCAAAGAGACUGGAGGGACAGGCAUGUACUACAACCCGAUGCUAUGUAUACUCCAGAACUCUUGCCCCCUCCAUCUUAUCCUGACAAUCCUAUCAACGCCGUAACAACCCGUUUUGUUAAGACAGCAACAAACAAAAUGAGAUGUCCCAUAUUUGCUGUAGCGUGGACACCUGAAGGUCGCAGAUUAAUAACAGGAGCCUCAUCUGGAGAGUUUACUCUGUGGAAUGGAUUAACAUUUAAUUUUGAAACAAUUUUACAAGCUCACGACUCACCAGUUAGGUCUAUGGUAUGGUCUCACGGUGAAGGCUGGAUGGUUACAGGAGAUCAUUCUGGUUUUAUCAAAUAUUGGCAGAGCAACAUGAACAAUGUGAAAAUGUACCAAGCACAUAAAGAAGCUGUUCGAGGUAUUAGUUUUAGUCCCAGUGAUUCAAAGAUUGUAACAUGCUCUGAUGAUGGUACACUACGGAUCUUCGAUUUUUAUAGAUGUCAAGAAGAAAGGAUAUUGAGAGGACAUGGAGCUGAUGUUAAAUGUGUGCAAUGGCAUCCAACUAAAGCUCUCAUUGUAUCCGGUAGCAAGGAUAACCAACAACCUAUAAAAUUAUGGGAUCCAAAGUCCGGAACAGCACUCUGCACCUUGCAUGCUCAUAAGUCUACUGUAAUGGAUUUAAAAUGGAAUGAAAAUGGUAACUGGCUCAUUACUGCUUCAAGGGACCAUUUACUGAAAUUAUUUGACAUAAGAAAACUUGGUACUGAACUUCAAAUUUUUAGGGGACAUAAAAAAGAAGCAUCCAGUGUUGUUUGGCAUCCCACUCAUGAAGGUUUGUUUUGUUCAGGUGGUUCUGAUGGAGCUAUUUUAUUUUGGAAUGUUGGUACAGAUAAAGAAGUUGGUUGUAUAGAAGGUGCACAUGAGUCUAUUGUCUGGACAAUGGCAUGGCAUCCCUUAGGUCAUAUAUUGUGUUCUGGGUCAAAUGACCACACAUCAAAGUUUUGGACUCGUAAUCGUCCAGGAGAUCAGAUGAGAGAUAAAUACAAUUUGAAUACAUUACCACCUGGAGUUCAGGAUGAUAAUGAAUUAGAAGAACCAGGUGCAAUACCUGGUAUGGGUCCAGAAGAUAAGGUGGAAAUAUUUUCUACAGAUACUGAUAAAGUUAUACCAGGUUUAGACUUAGAUACCACACACAUACCAAUGGAAUUUGAGAAGAAGGUCAAGAAAGUUCCAUAUAGCAAGCCCAUACCCAGAAACUUCCAAGCCCAAUGGAACCAUGGCCCAUCCAUGGAUGAUGCUGCCACAGAAGCAUUAACUCAAGCUCUGGUAGAGUCAGUUCCAGGGGCUGUGCCCCUGCACCAAAUCCAACCAUCUGCCAUUUUCGUGUACGGAAGACUUAUUCCUGUUGAAAUGGGCUCAAAACUUGAAAAGGCAAUAGCUGACGGUCCUAUAGCUUUAAAGAAGUACAUAGCUACUGGAGAAGUUGAGGAACUUCAUGAUAUGAUGCCUCAUUUAGAAGACGACGCCGAUGAGGACAAUUUCACACCAUUUGAAUAUCCUAGUAAUGAUAAUGAGAAUGAAGAGGUGGAAGAUGAAAAUAAACAGAAAGAUGACUAUGAGGAAGAACAGUAUUAUGAUGAGGAAAUGGAAUCAAGUAACCAGAACAAUCAAGACAAUUACAACAACUAUGAUAAUGGCCCGAAUAUGGGGAAUAUGAUGCCCAUGAACAAUAUGCCACCGAUGAUGGGACCCCCAAUGAACAUGGGAAUGAGACCCAUGGGCCCACCAAUGCACAUGAAUAUGCAUAUACCUCCACCCCACAUGGGUGGCAGGCCCCCUAUGCCACCAAUGGGUAACAUGCCGCCCAUGGGUAGCAUGCCACCUAUGAAUAACAUGACGCGUCCUCCAUUUCAAGAUAAUGGUUAUAAUAAGGGUCAGUAUGAUACCAGCCAGUCAUAUAAUCAAGAUAAUAAUGAUUACAAUGAAGAAGAAGGCUAUGAUCAAGGUUAUGAAGAGGAAAACUAUGAUGAAGGUCAAAACGAGGAUUAUAGACAGAAUCCCAGGUGGGGUGGUUACAGGGGUAGAGGACUAGGGCGCGGUCGUGGUGAUAGAGGCCGGGGACUCGAUAGGGGUGGAAUCCGUGGCAUGCCAAGGGGUGGUAUGAAUGGCUUUGGGGGUCGUGGUGGUCGAGGUAGACCUCCAAUGCGAGGAUCGAACUGGACGAGACGAGGUACUUUGGUGCUCUGGUUUGUUUGGAAGAUUGGUGUCAUCAUCAAGCCUCCAGGAUAG
Leptosia nina is the source of this 2610-nucleotide messenger RNA. The record is from the annotation of a GenBank genome assembly. NCBI's taxonomy places the organism in Eukaryota, Metazoa, Arthropoda, Insecta, Lepidoptera, Pieridae.